Dunckerocampus dactyliophorus (ringed pipefish) is the source of this 6799-nucleotide messenger RNA. RefSeq names its product solute carrier family 4 member 4a (gene slc4a4a). The transcript is spliced from 28 exons. Lineage: Eukaryota; Metazoa; Chordata; Actinopteri; Syngnathiformes; Syngnathidae. The record is from RefSeq and is a predicted model, not a curated record. Gene Ontology annotation, biological process: transmembrane transport; monoatomic anion transport; bicarbonate transport. Gene Ontology annotation, molecular function: sodium:bicarbonate symporter activity; monoatomic anion transmembrane transporter activity; solute:inorganic anion antiporter activity. The coding region runs from base 217 to 3534 and encodes 1105 amino acids. Gene Ontology annotation, cellular component: plasma membrane; basolateral plasma membrane.
ACAGGCGGCCAGCUGAGUGUCACUUACAAACUUGAGUGGACCUCUGGAGGAGGAACACUUCUUCACCUUCUCAGAGUCGAGAGAGCGAAAGAGAAGAGAAGAAGAAGAAGAAGAAGGAGGAGGAGGAGAAGAAGAAGAAGAAGGAGGCAAAGAUCAACGCUGCAGCUGUCUCGGGACAUUGAGUGAAAGGACGUUUAUCACACGCCGGCCGCCGACAUGAGCAGCAGCAAGAAGAUGGAGGAUGAGGCCGUGCUGGACCGGGGGGCGUCCUUAGUCAAGCACAUGUGCGAUCAAGAGGAGGUCGAAGGCCAUCACACCGUUUACAUCGGCGUGAGGGUGCCCAAGAGCUAUCGGCGUCGGAGGCGUCACCGCCGGCGGCCCGCCAGUGGCCAGAGGGACAGGAAGGCGGAGAGCACGUCUGACAAGUCGGACAACGAGGAGGUCGGCAACAGCAUCCUCAAGCCCCUCGUCUCGCCGGCGGUUGAGAGGAUCCGCUUCAUCCUCGGGGAGGAGGAUGACGGCCCGGCGCCCCCGCAGCUCUUCACCGAGCUGGACGAGCUGCUGUCGGUGGACGGGCAGGAGAUGGAGUGGAAGGAGACGGCCAGGUGGAUCAAGUUCGAGGAGAAGGUGGAGAAAGGCGGCGAGCGCUGGAGCAAACCCCACGUGGCCACCUUGUCCCUGCACAGCCUGUUUGAGCUGCGCACGUGCAUCGAGAAGGGCACCAUCCUGCUGGACAUGGAAGCGUCCACUCUGCCUCAGGUCGUAGAGAUGAUCACGGACAACCAGAUCGAGAGCGGCCAGCUGAAGGGCGAGCUGAAGGACAAGGUGAUGUACACGUUGCUGCGGAAACACCGCCACCAGACCAAGAAGUCCAACCUGCGCUCGCUGGCCGACAUCGGCAAGACGGUCUCCAGUGCAAGUAGGCUGUUUUCCAACCAGGAGAACGCUCGUAGUCCUCUGGAGAACUCAGUGACCUGCCUGUCGGGUCACGUCUCAAUGGAGGACUUGCAGAGCCAAAGGAGCGCCAGCAUGGACUGGCUCAACAGUCCCACCACCACCCACCGCAACCUGACCUCCAGCAGCCUCAACGACAUUUCUGACAAGCCGGAGAAAGACCAGCUGAGGAACAAGUUCAUGAAGAAACUGCCCAGAGAUGCCGAGGCCUCCAACGUGCUGGUGGGCGAGGUGGACUUCCUGGACGCGCCCUUUGUGGCUUUUGUACGUCUGCAGCAGGCCGUCAUGUUAGGAGCCUUGACCGAGGUUCCUGUCCCCACGAGAUUUUUAUUUAUCCUGCUUGGACCCAAAGGUAAAGCCAAGUCGUACCAUGAGAUCGGACGAGCCAUCGCUACGCUCAUGUCGGACGAGGUCUUCCAUGACAUCGCCUACAAGGCCAGAAGCCGCCAGGACUUGCUGGCCGGCAUCGACGAGUUCUUGGACGAGGUGAUCGUGCUCCCCCCUGGCGAGUGGGACCCCGCCAUCAGAAUAGAACCUCCCAAGACGCUGCCGUCCUCUGAAAAAAGGAAAAACAUGUACGCGGGCGGAGACUCUCAGAUGAACGGCGACACGCCUCAUGACGGCGGUCACGAAGGAGGCGGGCACGCUGUGGGGGAGGAGCUGGAGAAGACUGGGAGGUUUUGUGGCGGCCUCCUGCUGGACAUCAAGAGAAAAGCGCCUUUCCUGCUGAGCGACAUCACCGACGCCUUCCACAUCCAGGCCCUGUCCGCCAUCUUGUUUAUUUACCUGGGCACCGUGACCAACGCCAUCACCUUUGGGGGUCUGCUGGGGGACGCCACAGAGAACAUGCAGGGCGUGCUGGAGAGCUUCCUGGGCACCGCCAUCGCCGGCGGCGUCUUCUGUCUGCUGGCAGGCCAGCCGCUCACCAUCCUCAGCAGCACCGGACCCGUUCUGGUCUUUGAACGGCUGCUCUUCAACUUCAGCAAAGACAACGACUUUGACUACCUGGAGUUCCGUCUGUGGAUCGGCCUGUGGUCGGCGUUCUUCUGCCUGGUCCUGGUGGCCACCGACGCCAGCUUCCUGGUCAAGUACUUCACCCGCUUCACGGAGGAGGGCUUCUCCUGCCUCAUCAGCUUCAUCUUCAUCUACGACGCCUUCAAGAAGAUGAUCAAGCUGGCGCACCACUUCCCCAUCAACUCCGACUUCCGGAUGGAGCGCGUCACGCAGUACGACUGCCUCUGCAUGGCGCCCACCGUCCUCGAAAACAACUCGGACUUCACUGGCGACCCCUUAGAAGGGACCUCCAUCUGGUUCUGGAACAACACGGAUCUGCCCAUGAACGCCACCUGGUCGUCGCUCACCAGGUCCGAGUGCUUGAAGUACAAGGGCGAGCUGGUGGGCAAGGCGUGCGACUUCGUCCCCGACAUCACGCUCAUGUCCUUCAUCCUCUUCUUCGGCACCUACAGCUGCUCCAUGGCCCUGAAGAAGUUCAAGUUCAGCCCCUUCUUCCCCACCACCGUCAGGAAACUCAUCAGCGACUUCGCCAUCAUCCUGACCAUUCUUAUCUUCUGCGGCGUGGACGUGCUGGUCGGCGUGGACACGCCCAAACUCAUUGUGCCAACCGAAUUCAAGCCUACGAGCCCCCUCCGAGGCUGGUUCGUGCCCCCGUUUGGUGGGAACCCCUGGUGGGUGUACAUGGCCUCGGGCCUGCCCGCCCUGCUGGUCACAAUCCUGAUCUUCAUGGACCAACAGAUCACGGCGGUCAUUGUCAACAGGAAGGAGCACAAGCUGAAGAAAGGGGCGGGCUACCACCUGGACCUGUUCUGGGUGGCGGUCCUCAUGGUGGUGUGCUCCUUCAUGGGUCUGCCGUGGUACGUGGCGGCCACCGUCAUCUCCAUCGCUCACAUCGACAGUUUGAAGAUGGAGACGGAGACGUCGGCUCCCGGGGAGCAGCCCAAGUUCUUGGGAGUCAGGGAGCAGAGGGUCACCGGUGUGUGUGUGUUCAUGCUCACUGGUCUGUCUGUCUUCAUGGCUCCCAUUUUAAAGUUCAUCCCCAUGCCGGUGCUGUAUGGAGUCUUCCUGUACAUGGGAGUGGCCUCUCUCAAUGGAGUGCAGUUCAUGGACCGUCUGAAGCUGCUGUUGAUGCCGGCCAAGCAUCAACCUGACCUGAUUUACCUGCGACACGUUCCCCUGAGGAAGGUGCACCUGUUCACCUUCAUCCAGGUGCUCUGCUUGGCCCUGCUUUGGAUCCUCAAGUCCACUGUGGCCGCCAUCAUCUUCCCCGUCAUGAUCCUGGCCCUGGUGGCCGUGAGGAAGGCCAUGGACUACAUGUUCACGCAGCACGACCUCAGCUUCCUGGAUGACGUCAUCCCCGAGAAGGACAAGAAGAAGAAGGAGGACGAGAAGAAGAAACGCAGCAGCAUCGACAGCGACGCCGAGGACUCAGACUAUCCUUACAAUGAGAAUGUCCCCAGCAUUAAAAUCCCCAUGGACAUGAUGGAGCAAGAACCCUUCUUAGGUGACAAGGCCUCAGACACGGAGAAGUCCACUUCAUUCCUUGAGCGACACACCUCGUGCUGAGCAGCUUCGCUACUACCAGGCCAACUGCUUGUCCAGCCCUGAGAUGAGUCCUCUGAAGCCCGUGCCUCAGAUUAGAAUCGACAUGGACCCAGACGACGCUCAUCCCUUCUACUGGAGGAGCCGAGGAUCCGAAACGUCUCUGUAGGUCCGCCGACGGCGGCCCCCCCCCCCCCCCCCCCCAGGCUAAUCCAGCGGGAGACCACUAUUUUUUUUUGUUUUUUUGUCAAAAGAAAAUCAAGCAAGCAUCACCGAUGAGCUCUUUUUCUUUCUUCUUCUAUGCAACUCACCUUCCAGCACUGUCUUACCACGCAUGGAGUCUUUUUAUAUCCACACACAGUAAUCAUCCAUCUACGCUUUUGUACGCUCAAAUCCUCACAAGGUUCUUCCUGUAGCAGGAAAACGCGCUACCUCUUUAGCUCACCGUGACCGAGUGCGACGUGUUUCAUCCACUCGCCGUGUUGUUGAUAGCGAAGGCAGAGCGCGCUCAUGGGGUAAUAAACGCAUUCACAGGGAAAUUUUUUCAGCUUUGAUUUGCUUCUAAUUUUCUGAUCUCCGCGGGUUUUGUUACUCGCCAAAAUUCAAUCAGACGUUUAUUUUUCGUUUUGAAGGAAAAAAAUUAUUCGGUUUUGGUUUGUGUGUGUGUGCGUGUGCGUGUGUGUACGUUUUUCAUGCUUUCUAUGAUUUUUUUUCCUCAGUACGUCUGAUUUUCCUCACCUAUUAGAUGAAACAGGACGUUACCUAAGUGGCUUAUAUAUGGAAGCCCGUUCCUGCCGCUGAAAGAAAAAAAAAACAAUGCUAAGUCAGAAUUAUGAGAUAAAACGUCAGAAUUAUAUGAUAAAAAGUCUAAAUUAUGACAUUAAAAAAAUCGAAAUUAUGAGAUAAAAAAGUCCUGAUUAUGAAAUAAGUCAAACUUAUGAGACAAGAAAGUCAGACUUAUGAGAUGAAAGAAUUUCAGCUCGUGAGCUUAACAGCGUAAAGAAAGACCUGAAGUGUUGCCAGUUGUGUCAGUAAAACUUGCUGUACUUUUAAAACGCUGCCAGCAGAGGUAGCUUUCCUCCCUGUUGCCCCGUUUCUCAUCCACACGCUAAGCAAACAUGCGGCUAACCUCAUAACGGCCUCACUGUUGAUACAACGGGUACUGACACCUCUUCGCCUGCACGAACCCCAACAAAAAAAUCUGUUAAACUUAAGUUUCUUUGAAGUACAUUUUGUACCUGGGAGAUAGGUGUCCCGUAUCUCUAAUUUUGGCGACGCGCUACAAAAUUUUGCCGUUAUGACAUCUCCGGAAUUUCACAAGAUGAUUUUACGGCGACCUUGAACUCCAAAUAUCACAUCUAAGAAGAAUAACAAUCUCUUACUUGGUCCUCGGAAAGCAAGGUGCCCUGUGUCGCAAUUUAGGCAAGACUCUACCAGAUUUCACUGAUUUGACAUCUCCAGGGUGAUGCUAAACAACUCCAAGGCUAAUUUUAAGUGAUAAAACUCCCAAAAUAUCACAUCUUAAAACACAGUAGUUUUGGUGCCUGUGAAGAAACGCAUCCUGUGUCACUAAUUUGGGCAACACUCUACCAAAUGUCAAGGAUUUGAUAUCGGGACCGACCGUAAACAAUUAUUUUAGGCAUUAAACUCUCCAAAUAUAAAAGAAUAAGUCUUUUGAACACGUAAAAAUAUUUUAAGUAGUUUUGUUCACUUUAAAGAAAAGUGUCCUGUGUCUCUAAUUUAGGCAACGCUCUAAUCACUCUCCAUGAUAAUACAAAAUGAUUCAUAGGGUAUGUUUUUAGUCAUAUUACUCUCCAAAGGUCAAAAGUCUAAAAAGAACACUCUAUUAAAAACUCUAGCUUUGCUUCCCAUAAAGAUAAGUGUCCUGUGUGUCUAGUUUAGGUGACACUCCUCCAAAUGUCCAAGAUGUUACAUGUCCAGAGUGAUGAGAAACAAUUUUAAGGCUCUCUUUUAGUCAUAAAACUCUCAAAUAUCAAAAUUCCUCUUUUAAACACUAUUAGGUUCCCAUAAAGACAAGUGGCCCGUGUCUGUCAUUUCGGUGGCAUACUUUUGACAUCUCCAGAGCGACAUGAAACUGUUUGAAUCUUUUAGUCAUAAAUUCCCAAACAUAUCAGAUGUUUCAGAAUAAUAAAACUCUAACUCUGUCACUUUGGUCUCCUGAAAUGCAAACUGGCCUGUGUCCCUAAUUUAGGCAACACGCUGCCAAACGUCAUAAAUUUAACAUCUCCAGCGUGGCACUAAACUAUUUGAAGGCUAUCUUUUAGUCUCAUGUUACAAAUAUUAAGAUGACUUAAACUCUGGUCGCUGCAAAGAAAAGUGUCCUGUGUCCCUAAUUUAGGCGACACUCUACCAAAUGUCAUAAAUUUGACAUCUCCAGAGUGACACUAAACUAUUUGAUGCCUGUUUUUUCAUCCCAAGUUACAAAUAUCAGAAAAGUGUAAAGAAAAGUGUCCUGUGUCCCUAAUUUAGGCGACACUCUACCAAAUGUCAUAAAUUUGACAUCUCCAGAGUGACAUUAAACUAUUUGAUGCCUGUUUUUUUGUCCCAAGUUACAAAUAUCAGAUGUUUAAGACGACUUAAACGCUAGUCCUUGUAAAGAAAAGUGUCCUGUGUCCCUAAUUUAGGCGACACUCUACCAAAUGUCAUAAAUUUGACAUCUCCAGAGUGACACUAAACUAUUUGAUGCCUGUUUUUUAGUCUCAAGUUACAAAUAUCAGAUGUUUAAGACGACUUAAACACCGGUCCCUGUAAAGAAAAGUGUCCUGUGUCCCUAAUUUAGGUGAAGUUUCUCCCGUGUGUUUAUGACUGGUCACUACCAAUGCAGUGUUUGGGCUAUGGAAUUGAAAGACUGUUGCAUUGUGGGAGUUUUUGGCAAGAGUCAGAGUCAGAGAGGGUCACAGAUGAAUAAAUAAAAAGUCGAAGAGUCGCCUUCUAACAGCAUGUUAGCUCAAACCAAACCACAACUUUCUUUUGUGUUUGGUUUGGUCUGUUCAUCAGCCAAAGUAACAAUCUGAUCAUGUUUAUAGUCCACAUGUGUGUUUAUUUUCAUCUUUAUUGUAGCCAAAAGACAUAAUAUUGAUAAUAAUACAAUUAGAAAGUUGAAGGUGCAUGUCAACAACACACAACAUGAGGCUAAAAACAUACAGUACAUUUUACUGAUGUAUUUUUUUUCAUUAACUUUUUUUGGUGACUUUUUAGUGUAAGCAAAACUUUAGAAAUUAUAUUUUUCAAAUGAAAUGUAUAUUGAAAAAUAAAAAAUUAUUAAACA